Messenger RNA from Marmota flaviventris (yellow-bellied marmot), 4923 nucleotides. RefSeq names its product activated leukocyte cell adhesion molecule (gene Alcam). Gene Ontology annotation, biological process: cell adhesion. The record is from RefSeq and is a predicted model, not a curated record. Gene Ontology annotation, cellular component: plasma membrane. Lineage: Eukaryota; Metazoa; Chordata; Mammalia; Rodentia; Sciuridae.
UCCCAGCGCUAAGCUCUAUCUCCCACUCGGUCCUGCAGCGCCUCUAGGCUGCAGCUAGGCGCUCCAACCACCUGCUAGGCUCUGCGUCUAGGGAAGCGGGGAGGGGAGAGGAGGGAGAGAAGAGGCGGGAGGGAGGAGGAGAGAGGCAGUUACACACGCCUUCCAGUCUCUCCACUCAGAGCAGCUCAGAGACCGCUGCCACCGCCGCUGCUACUGCUGCCGCCGCUUUCGCUGCUGCCACUGCUGCCACCUGAGGAGACCCGCCGCCCCCCCCCCCGUCGCCGCCCCGGGCGAUUCCUUCAUAGCACCGAGCUUUUUAUGCCUACUACAGCUAUCAACAUUAUUAUUUCAAGAGAAGAAAACUAACAGAAGAUACCAGCCUAAAAGAACCACGUACACCUUUCCGUGUCACUCAAGUGUCUCCGGGAAAGCCAGGUCGCUGGUCCUGGGAGGAGUAGCCGAAGGGACCGUGGGCGGGUGCUGACGGGGAGGGCGGAGGAGUUGCGGGUAUUGCGUGGUGGAAAGUUGCGAGUGGCAGAGACCUGAAGGUGCAACGCCACCACAGCCCAGGGGACAGUGUUUGGGAAAAACCGCUGCGCUCUGCAUCGGGACCCACCAGCGUGCGGGCACCGUGGGGCCCGGGACGUCGCCACCUCCUGCGGCGUGGACUCUGUCAGUGGCUCUCGAGAAGGAGGAGGAAUAUGGCAUCCAAGUCGUCCCCUUCCAGCCGUCUGGUUUUCUGCCUCUUGAUCUCCGCUGCGAUCCUCAGGCCAGGCCUUGGAUGGUAUACUGUAAACUCAGCCUAUGGAGAUACCAUUAUCAUGCCUUGCCGACUCGAUGUACCUCAGAACCUCAUGUUUGGCAAAUGGAAAUAUGAAAAGCCUGAUGGCUCUCCAGUAUUUAUUGCCUUCAGGUCCUCUACAAAGAAAAGUGUGCAGUAUGAUGAUGUACCAGAAUACAAAGACAGACUGAGCCUCUCGGAAAACUACACCUUGUCUAUCAGCAAUGCAAAGAUCAGUGACGAAAAGAGAUUUGUGUGCAUGCUGGUGACUGAGGACAACGUAUUUGAGGCACCUACAGUAGUCAAGGUGUUCAAGCAACCAUCUAAACCUGAAAUUAUAAGCAAAGCACCAUUUCUGGAAACAGAGCAGCUUAAAAAGUUGGGUGACUGCAUUUCAAAAGACAGCUACCCAGAUGGCAACAUCACAUGGUACAGAAAUGGAAAAGUGCUAUCACCCCUUGAAGGAGCGGUGGUCAUAAUUUUUAAAAAGGAGAUGGAUCCAGUUACUCAGUUAUAUACCAUGACUUCAUCUUUGGAAUAUAAGACAAGCAAGGCUGAUGUACAAAUGCCAUUCACCUGCUCUGUGACAUAUUAUGGACCAAAUGGCCAGAAAACAAUCCAUUCUGAACAGGCAGUCUUUGAUAUUUAUUAUCCUACAGAGCAGGUGACAAUACAAGUGUUGCCACCAAAAACUGCCAUCAAAGAAGGGGACAACAUCACUCUUAAGUGCAUGGGAAAUGGCAACCCUCCUCCUGAGGAGUUUUUAUUUUACUUACCAGGACAACUGGAAGGAAUAAGAAGCUCAAAUACUUACACAUUGACAGACGUGAGGCGCAAUGCAACAGGAGACUACAGAUGCUCCCUGAUGGACAAAAAAAGCAUGACGGCUUCCACAGCCAUCACAGUCCACUAUUUGGAUUUAUCCUUAAACCCAAGUGGGGAAGUGACCAAGCAGCUUGGUGAUGCCCUGCCGGUGUCCUGCACAAUAUCUGCUAGUAGGAAUGCAACUGUGGUUUGGAUGAAAGAUAACAUCAGGCUUCGUUCAAGCCCAUCAUUUUCUAGUCUUCAUUAUCAGGAUGCUGGAAACUAUGUCUGUGAAACUGCUCUGCAAGAGGUUGAAGGCCUGAAGAAACGAGAGUCACUGACACUCAUUGUAGAAGGAAAACCUCAAAUCAAAAUGACAAAGAAAACAGAUCCCAGUGGACUAUCUAAAACAAUAAUCUGCCACGUGGAAGGUUUUCCAAAGCCAGCUAUACAGUGGACAAUUACCGGCAGCGGAAGCGUCAUAAACCAAACAGAGGAGUCUCCUUAUAUCAAUGGCAGGUAUUAUAGUAAAAUUAUCAUUUCCCCUGAAGAGAAUGUUACAUUAACUUGCACAGCAGAAAACCAGCUGGAGAGAACAGUAAACUCCUUGAAUGUCUCUGCUAUAAGUAUUCCAGAACACGAUGAGGCAGACGAGAUAAGUGAUGAAAACAGAGAAAAGGUGAAUGACCAGGCAAAGCUAAUCGUGGGAAUUGUUGUUGGUCUCCUGCUCGCUGCUCUCGUUGCUGGUGUUGUCUACUGGCUGUACAUGAAAAAAUCAAAGACUGCAUCAAAACAUGUAAACAAGGACCUUGGUAAUAUGGAGGAAAACAAAAAGUUAGAAGAAAACAAUCAUAAAACAGAAGCCUAAGAGAGAAAUGGUUCUAGUUGUCCAGAGAAAAAAAAUCAUAUAGACCAAUUGAAGCAUGAACGUGGAUUGUAUUUAAGACAUAAACAAAGACAUUGACAGCGAUUCAUGGUUCAAGUAUUAAGCAGUUCAUUCUACCAAGCUGUCACAGGAUUAUAGAGAAUUAUCUCAAGUAAAACAAUGAAAUGAAAUUACAAAAAAUAACAAGUUUUGGCAGCCAUGAUAAUAGGUCAUAUGUUGUGUUUGGUUUGAAUUUUUUUUCUGUAAAUGUCUGCACUGAGGAUUUCUUUUUGGUUUGCCUUUUAUGUAAAUUUUUUACGUAGCUAUUUUUAUACACUGUAAGCUUUGUUCUGGGAGUUGCUGUUAAUCUGAUGUAUAAUGUAAUGUUUUUAUUUCAAUUGUUUAUAUGGAUAAUCUGAGCAGGUACAUUUCUGAUUCUGAUUGCUAUCAGUUAUGCCCCAAACUUUCUCACAAGUACCUAAAACCCAAAGGUGGCAGCUUGUAAAGAUUGGGGACACACACAUUGCUCUAUUCAAAGACUGAUUUUUUUCACAAGGGAGGGGAGGUAGAGAGUCAGAUUAACAAACACCAUGGGAGCUAAUUCUGGGUGUGCCACCCACUGACACCCAGAAGCCACCACAGACACAUUCAGACACAUAUGCAUGAUAAAAGUACUCCCAAACUGUCAAUUUUGCCUUUUUUGAAAAAGACAUAAUGCAGAAUUUGGGUAACACUUACCUUUAGAGACACCUGCUAGUAAAUUAUUUUCUGUCAAAGGAAUCAACAAACCAACGUGUGAGAGACUGUUUGGAAACAUCAUGGACAACAUUCCCAUUUUCAUGUAUCACAAUGUAAAUCACUGUAAUUAAAUAUCGGUGUUAAAUCCUUUGGGUUAUCCACUGCCUUAAAAUUAUACCUAUUUCCUUUUAAAAGAAAAGAUAUCAGUCAGAAUUGGAGAUUUUUAACAGUGGUCAUUAUCAAAGCUGUGUUAUUUUCCACAGAAUAUAGAAUAUAUAUUUUUUUCGUGUGUGUUUUUGUUAACUACGCUACAGAUAUUGAAUGCACCUUGAGAUAAUUUAGUGUUUUUAACUGGUACAUAAUUUAUCAAUCAGUACAUGAAAGUGUAAUAAUAAAAUAUCUAUGUAUCUUUAGUUACAUUCAAAUUUGUAACUUUAUAAACAUGUUUUAUGCUUGAGGAACUUUUUAAGGUCUUAGCAUAAAUGGAAACUUUUUGAAGUAGACUGGAUAUGGGCUAAUAGCUUCUUGUGACUAGACUUUUAAACUUUGCUCUUUCAGGCAGAAGCCUGGCUUCUGGGAGAACACUGCACAGCCAUUUUUGUCCAAUAAUUUACAUAAGUUUGACUGAAAAAAAAAUGAGCAUUAGAUUUCCACUUACAGAACUCUGUUCCUUAAGGGGAAAAGCAAAACUGGUGUUUAUUUUUUAGAGACAUAGAAUAAAAAAUUAUGAAGGCAAUGAAAAAAUAAUUGAAGAUGGAGAUUUGGAAUAUUUUGCGACUUCUGCAUUAUUUAGAAACAUGUUAUUGUACAUUUGUAAGCCGUUUAUUGUCUGAGCAAUAGUAACUCAGUUUAAUAAAAGCUUCCUGUAGUGCAUUGGUAUGGAUUAAAUACAUAAAAUAUUCUAUUAGACUCAAUGCUGUAUAAAAUAUUAUGGGAAAAAAUGUUAUUUUGCCUCUAAACUUUGAUUUAUUGAAGUUUUAUUUGGCAGGAAAAAAAAUUGAAUCUUGGUCAAUAUUUAAACCAAAGUGAAAGGGGAAAAACCAAAGUUAUUUGUUUUGCAUGGCUAAGCCAUUCUGUUAUCUCUGUAAAUACUGUGAUUUCUUUCUCUUUUUUCUCUUUAGAAUUUUGUUAAAGAAAUUCUAAAAUUUUUAAACACCUGCUUUCCACAGCAAACCAUGAACACUAAAAUGAAAUCAUUUCCAUAUUAAUAUUUUUUUUUUCCUUUUUAUUUUGGUGUGGGAGAUCAAAGGUUUUAAGUCUUACUUCUAAGAUAUGUUUGCAGACAAAAAGCAACAUGACAAUAGAAUGAGAAAAUUUAGAAAUAGAAAAAUUGUUAUGCUACAAUUAUGGCUUGGCUUCCACUUGCAAUGGUUAACUAAGUCCAAACACAGCUGUAGAACCUAGAGAGAAGAACAGGAGAAACUCAUAGCACUGGACCAAGAGCGGAAAGUCUCCCAGGAAAAAGAGGACAACAUUAUUACACUGAAUCGUGCCUGGAGAAAGGGGAGAGCUCGUGUGUGUGAUGGCAGCCAUGUACACAGCGAUAGGAGAAGAGGAUUCACAGUCCUCAACUGCCCAAGUCUGGCCUCUCCGAUUUAUCUCUUUCAGAAGAGAGACAGGUUUUACCAGUUUGAGAUUCACUCCCUAUACGUGAUUAUAGGAAUUGUAUGUGGAAAUGGAUUAACAUACCCUUCUAUACCUAAAAGAUAAUAAAAAUGGAAUAUGUCUUCACAUA